AUGGCGGCGAAGGGUUGGGGCAAGUCGAAGGUCACGCGGGAGUCUCUCCUCCCGUACGUCGCCUCCGGGGUCAUCCCGGAGUUUAACCAAGAGCGAUGGCGGCGUUGGCAGAAGAUCGCGGACCACCUCCCUCCUCUCGCCGGGAAGGAACCACCGGAGAUGACCGAGGGGCAGAAGGCACCCGAGGUUGAAGAGGACAUCGUCGAGGAGGGCGGUCUGUCAGAGCCACUGAAAGAGUGCCGGUCCAAGGCCGCCAGGGACCGAGCCCCGCCCAGUGACGCCGACACGCGGACGGGCGAAGUUCCAUCGACUGAGGCGGUGAUGCGAGCGGACGGGGCGACCGAGUCGCGUCAUCCGCCGCCGUCUUCAUUGACCUUCACCGAGCUCCACACGGCGCUUGGCGAGGCGCAUGUGGCGGAGAUUAAGCGGCUGACCGCGCUUGUGGAGGAGGCGGCGCAGAAGAACCGGAAGCUGAUUGCCCUGGGCACAGAGGCGCAGGCAAAGGCUCUUGCCGAGGCUCGGGAAGGGUUCGUCAAGGAGUCCUUCUACCGUGAAGCCGAGUUCCGGGCGCAGCAGGCCGAAGAGGCCCGGAAAAGGGCAAAAGCGGAGGUGGCGGAAUUGACGAAGGUCCUGGAGCGAAGGGCCGGGAGCUGGAGGACGUCAUCGCCGAAUACAAGGUGA
This is a messenger RNA of Lolium perenne, 681 nucleotides long. RefSeq lists its product as uncharacterized. NCBI's taxonomy places the organism in Eukaryota, Viridiplantae, Streptophyta, Magnoliopsida, Poales, Poaceae. The record is from RefSeq and is a predicted model, not a curated record.